Molecule: messenger RNA, 1437 nt
Organism: Zophobas morio
Lineage: Eukaryota; Metazoa; Arthropoda; Insecta; Coleoptera; Tenebrionidae
Exons: 1
Coding region: 1-1437 (478 amino acids)
Source: RefSeq, a predicted model, not a curated record
AUGACUAAAUUGUGUCUACACUGUCGCGCUUUGAAGUUUCAAAAAGAAGCGCCUGGCAUGUGUUGCUCCAAUGGCAAAAUCAAUUUGCCACCACUGACUGAACCACCAGAACCACUGCUCACUUACGUUGCUGGAGUUACUCGGGAGUCCAAACACUUUCUACAGCAUAUUCGGAAAUACAACUCAUGCUUUCAGAUGACAUCGUUUGGAGCGACGAAUAUUGUGAGAUAUAAUAAUUUUAUGCCCACAUUUAAAGUGCAAGGACAAAUGUAUCAUCAGAUUGGUUCACUCCUUCCAGUAUCCAAAGAAGAUCCGCAAUUUUUGCAAAUUUAUUUCAUGGACAAUGUGGAGAAGGAGAUUGAUCGACGAUGCGCAUUUAGUAUAGCAACAGAUCGAAAGAUUAUUGCUGAAUUACGAGCAUUAUUCCACGAGCACAACUGUUUGGUCCGAGAUUUCAAAUCCGCAUUGGAGAAUGUAAGAGCGGAUGACUUUAAACUCAUUAUCAGAGCAGACAAAACCCCAUCGAAUGAGCAUGAAAGACGCUUCAAUGCUCCAAUAGCCCCUGAAGUAGCAGCUGUAAUUGUCGGUACAGAAAUUACUCGGCGAGAUAUUGUUAUCAGCAGGCGAAAUCAAACCAAGCAACGUAUUGCUGAAACACAUCGAUCGUACGACGCACUUCAAUAUCCAAUUCUAUUUCCGCGAGGAGAAGACGGUUAUCAUCUCGAAUUGUAUCAAACUCAUCCCGUCACAGGUGCUGCGACAACGAAAAAAGUCAGUUGUAUGGAUUUUUAUGCAUAUCGCAUCAUGAUUCGAGCUGAACAAUCCAACCAUAUCUUAAAGUGUCGUCAUGUUUUUCAACAAUUCAUCGUUGAUAUGUACGCCAAAGUCGAAAGCGAACGACUCAAUUACAUUCGUUACAAUCAAUCGAAGCUUCGAGUCGAAGAUUAUUUUCAUUUGCGAGAUGCAAUCGCGAAUGAUGGAACAAUUGGUAAUAUUGGACAAACGGUUAUACUUCCAGCUUCGUAUACUGGAAGUCCAAGACAUAUGCAAGAAUAUGCUCAGGAUUCUCUGACAUAUGUUCGCAGAUAUGGACGUCCAGAUCUUUUCAUCACGUUCACGUGCAAUCCAUCUUGGUGUGAAAUCAAAGAUUUACUUUUGCCUGGCCAGCAACCAUCUGAUCGGCAUGACCUCACAGCGAGAGUUUUCAAACAAAAAUUGAUACGUUUUAUGGAUCUCAUCACUAAGAACCAUAUAUAUGGAGAAACUCGCUGUUGGAUGUAUUCCAUCGAAUGGCAGAAAAGAGAUCUACCACAUGCUCAUAUCUUAAUUUGGUUGGUUGAAAAAAUUGUUCCAACUCAAAUUGAUGAUAUCAUUACUGCUGAGCUGCCCAACGCAGAAGAAGAUCCAGAAUUAUUUGAAAUUGUGAAAAAAAUAUGA